UAGGGGAGUGGAACCUGGAAGGAUUUCAUUAGGCAGCAAAUUUCUGCGUCGUGGACUAAUCUUUGUGCUCCUAGAAAUGCGUACAUUCAUGGACGGGGAAAUCAUAGGAUCCCAGAGUAAUUAGCCUACAUCUUUGACGGAUUCUGAUGUUCCCCAGCUGCUAGAGAUUAGCAGAGCGACGUGAGUAAAUCAAUCACAGGCGUUGCUGUUUCCGCCAUCGAAACUACUGUAAAAGGAUACUUAUGUGCCUGCAGCAAAGUGCAAUGAAAGAGAUCGAGCGCUAGCUUGCAUUGCUGGUAGAACAACCAACCCAUGACAUCGUCGAGUGGAAGCAGCAGCAGGAGGCUGGAGCAGCAUGAGGCGGAGAAACCCGCACAUCCACAUGGCCUGGAUGCCCUUACGAUGAAGAUGCUGGUGCGCCGGAGCUGGGAGGAGUCGAGGCUGCUCUUGCGCCUUGCCUUCCCGGCGCUCCUGACGGAGGUCUUUCAGUUCUCCAUCGGCUUCGUCACCACCGCCUUCGUCGGCCACCUCGGCGAGGUGGAGCUCGCCGCCGUCAGCGUCGUCGAGAACAUCUUGGAUUCCUCUGCCUAUGGAGUCCUGUAUGGCAUGGGCAGCGCGCUGGAGACGCUGAGCGGGCAAGCCGUGGGCGCGGGGCAGCCGGAGAAGCUGGGCGUGUACACGCAGCAGUCGUGGAUCAUCAGCGUGGCCACGGCGGUGGCGCUGGCGCCGGCGUACGUCCUCGCGGCGCCGCUGCUGCACCGCUCCCUGCACCAGCCGGGCGCCGUGUCGCGCGCCGCGGGGCCGUACGCGCGGUGGGCGGUGCCGAGGCUGCUGGCGCACGCCCUCAACAUCCCGCUGCUCAUGUUCUUCCAGGCGCAGAGCAGGAUCUGGGCCGUGGCGGCCAUCUCCGGCGCGGCGCUGUGCGCGCACGCCGUCCUCACAUACGUCGCCGUCGCGCGGCUCGGGUACGGCCUGCCUGGCGCCGCCGUCGCCGGGGACGUCUCCCACUGGCUCGUCGUCGCCGCGCAGUUCGCCUACAUGACGACGGGGGAACGAUUCCCCGACGCGUGGAACGGGUUCACCGUCCGUGCGUUCAGCAACCUCGGCGCUUUCGUCAAGCUGUCGCUUGGGUCGGCCGUCAUGAUCUGCUUGGAGUUUUGGUACUACACCACACUUCUCAUUCUUGUGGGUCUCCUGCCGCAGGCCAAACUCCAAAUCGAUAUCAUGUCUGUCUGCCUCAACUUCGAGUUCAUGACUAUAAUGGUUGCACUGGGCUUCAGCACAGCAAUCGGUGUUAGGGUGUCCAACGAGCUGGGUGCAAACAGGCCUAAGGAAACAAAGUUUGCAGUGCUUGUGGCAGUAUCGACAUCCAUCUUCAUGGGAGCAAUCUUCAUGGGCGUCGUCCUCAUUUGGAGGACAAGCCUGCCCAAGCUCUUCAGCGACAGCGAGGAGGUGAUCCAUGGAGCUUCCAAGCUGGGGCAUCUCCUCGCUCUGACUGUAUGCAUGAGCAGCAUCUGGCCUAUACUCUCAGGUGUGGCAGUAGGAGCUGGGUGGCAAGUGCCUGUGGCAUUCAUAAACGUCGGUUGCUACUACCUAGUGGGCAUUCCAAUGGGUAUCCUGUUUGGCUUCAAGCUAAAACAUGGCACAAUGGGAAUAUGGAUAGGCAUGUUGACAGGCACGUUUCUCCAAAUGUCUAUACUUCUCGCCAUUAUCUUCACAACAAAGUGGGAUAAACAGGCGGCGCUGGCAGAAGUGAGAAUGGCGGAGUGGGGAGGAAAGAACGAGAACCUGCCACUGAUGGAAACAACACAUACGGCUGAUAAUCAUAUGGCUCCUGCACAAGAGAAAAUCUUGGCGCAUGACAGCCAGAAGAACGUAGAAUUAGUGCGCACAGAUUGAUCACGGAACAUAUAUAUUGGUUUCAGUUCUAGAAAAUAUUUCAUUAUUUACUAUAGGAUGAUGGCUGGCUGGCUGAUUUUUCAGCUGAUACUAAUUUGUUGUAAGAGAAAAAUACCAUUGUAUUCAUAAAUAUAAUUUUUAAAAAUAUAUUAUAUUUAUGAAAAAUUCCAAAUA
This is a messenger RNA of Sorghum bicolor (sorghum), 2073 nucleotides long. Its product is annotated as protein DETOXIFICATION 33. Gene Ontology annotation, biological process: xenobiotic detoxification by transmembrane export across the plasma membrane. The record is from RefSeq and is a predicted model, not a curated record. Gene Ontology annotation, cellular component: membrane. The transcript is spliced from 8 exons. Gene Ontology annotation, molecular function: xenobiotic transmembrane transporter activity; antiporter activity. NCBI's taxonomy places the organism in Eukaryota, Viridiplantae, Streptophyta, Magnoliopsida, Poales, Poaceae. Bases 313 to 1899 code for a protein of 528 amino acids.